Molecule: messenger RNA, 1827 nt
Organism: Formica exsecta
Lineage: Eukaryota; Metazoa; Arthropoda; Insecta; Hymenoptera; Formicidae
Gene: AkhR
Product: oxytocin receptor-like
Exons: 6
Coding region: 504-1631 (375 amino acids)
Biological process (GO): G protein-coupled receptor signaling pathway
Cellular component (GO): membrane
Molecular function (GO): vasopressin receptor activity; peptide binding
Source: RefSeq, a predicted model, not a curated record
ACGCGAUGCGAUCCGACCGAGUACAACGUGCAAUAUCGAUGUUGCACGCGUGAUUCGCGCGAAUCGCGUAGGUCGAUAAAGUUGCUUAAGCGAUUUGCAAAAAGCUGAUUGCUCGCUCCCGUAGAAAUUCCGCGGAUUAGUCCCUCGCGUUUCUCCAACAUGCCGGACGGAUUUUCGACCGGAUACAUCCGUCUCUUGACAGCAACAUCGAAUUGUGUUUGAUCGUUUUCGAUCGGCGCGCUUCACGAUAUGUUCGACAAUAUUUUGCGCAAAAAUUGUAUCGAGGCAACGAGUGUUGUUACACCGUCGCUACCGGAAGUCUGUAUGAAUAUUCAACCGGCACGCGAAUUUCACGUCGCGUGCUCGUAGCAGGCGCGGAUCCGCGCGGACGUUCUUCGGAGUUCUCUUUUUUUUUUUUUCAGGACGAAUUUUGUCUAAAUGACAAAGCGAAAAGUGCAGAAAGAUAUUGAGAAAGAAAAGUGUGAAGAGUAUCUGGAAGAGAUAUGUCGUACGAUUCGAAUACUUCGCUACCGUCGUUGUCAUCUUCAGUGCAGACAUCGGACGACACGAGAAACGAGUAUCUCGCCAGAUGGGAAAUUGCAAUUUUAACCAGCAUAUUUCUCGUCACGCUCAUCGGCAACGCUCUGAUCCUGUUUGCCCUUUAUGCCAAACGACGUUAUCAGCGACGAAAAUUCACCAGAAUGAAUUUCUUCAUUCUACAUUUGAGCGUCGCCGAUCUAUUGACAGGUUUGCUCGAUGUUUUACCGCAACUUGCUUGGGAUAUAACAUUCAGGUUUCAGGGCGGAGCGAUGCUCUGUAAACUAAUCAAAUUCGGACAGCCGUUCGGUCUGUAUCUCAGUUCCUAUGUCCUGACGGUCACCGCGAUAGACAGGUAUUACGCCAUUUGCCAUCCAUUUAGUUACUGCAGCAUCGCGUCUAGAAGACCGAAAAUGAUGGUGUACGGCGCAUGGAUGCUCGCCGCAAUACUGUGUAUACCGCAGGUUUUUAUAUUCUCAUAUGAGGAAAUAUCGCCAGACAUUUGGGAAUGUUGGGCCACUUUUAACUUGAAAUAUGGCGAGAGAGCCUAUGUCACUUGGUACAGUAUCGUGCAGUUUCUGUUACCCUUCAUAGUACUUGUAUACACGUACACAAAGAUAUGUAUAGCAAUCUGGACGAGCAAUAAGAUGUCAGGAGUUGUUGAUUUCAAAAAGAAUAAAAAAGCCAAUUUCUCACAGCAAAAUCGUGGUCCCUUCAUCUCUAAAGCCAUGCUCAAUACCGUAAAACAGACGAUCAUUGUCAUUACUUUGUAUAUUGUUACCAGUACCCCAUUUAUCGGAUCUGAACUCUGGGCAACGUGGGAUCCUAAAGCUUCCACUUUGCCAUUUUUUACUGGAGCUGCUUUCACCAUUCUAUGUCUGUUAAAUAGUCUUACAAGUUGCGUCAACCCUUGGAUUUACUUUGCUUUCAACAAAGAUUUACGUACAGCAUUGACAAUCUUUUUCUACAAAAAGAAAGACAAUUCGUUGAAUGAUGAUAUAGAUGCCCGUCAAAAUGCGUCGAAUAUACCCUCAACGAGGUCGUCGUUUAUUUCUAGAUUUUCGCGACUUGCGAGUUCAAAGAUAUUCGGGUGAGGAAGAAACGAAACAAAGUUUGCAUUUUGAGGACUGCUUUGAAUAUAAAGAAUAUAUUGUGAAUAUAUAGUUUUUUUGUGCAUACAUACAUCUGCAGGAUGUAUAUAAAUGCGUUUCGCGAUGCAACAAUGUCGCGCAGUAUGCGACUUUUAAAUAAGAAUUUUUUAAUAAAACUAAAUUAUUUGUUAAAAAAAAG